GCUCAGUGAGUGUUUGCGGCAGAGGCCACAGUGGCACGCAGACAGAAGCUCGACUCGACUCUGCCGCAGAGCCCAAUGAACGCCCUCAUUUCAGUCUCCUGCAGACAUGACAGCGCUGAAAUGAUGCAGUAUUCACAAACCCCAUCCUCACGAGACAUGGACACCAUCCGCAGGAGGAUGUUAAAGGAGUGAAUAACUGUUACGGAGAGCACUGUUUCGCACUGAAGCGGAUCGUUAGCUUAGCUGGCUAGCAGAUAGAUUUUCAGUCCCUGCUGCUGGGUGGUGUUGCCCGAGGCCGGACAUCAGCGAUGGGAAUCAUUUUCACUAAGUUAUGGAGGCUUUUCAACCACCAAGAACACAAGGUCAUUAUUGUUGGGCUGGACAAUGCAGGAAAGACCACCAUACUUUAUCAGUUCUCUAUGAAUGAGGUGGUCCACACUUCACCCACCAUAGGCAGCAAUGUGGAAGAGAUUGUGGUGAACAAUACACACUUCCUCAUGUGGGACAUUGGAGGACAGGAGUCGCUGCGCUCCUCAUGGAACACUUACUACACCAACACAGAGUUUGUGAUCGUGGUGGUGGACAGCACUGACCGAGAGAGGAUCUCCGUGACCAGAGAGGAGCUCUACAGGAUGUUAGCUCACGAGGAUCUGAAAAAAGCUGGUUUGUUGAUAUUCGCUAACAAGCAAGACGUGAAGGGCUGUUUGACUGUAGCUGAGAUUUCUCAGAGUCUUCAGCUGACUUCUGUCAAAGACCAUCAGUGGCACAUUCAGGCAUGCUGUGCCCUCACCGGAGAAGGGCUCUGCCAGGGUCUAGAAUGGAUGAUGUCACGGCUGCGGGUCAGAUGACCUCUGACCUCAGUGUGCUCUCUCUGCGGAGGCCGGCGGACGCUCACUGUGAAGGGGACUCACCACAGCGUUUAAUUUAUUUCCGAUUAUUGAGAACUGUGAACAAACAAUCUGCAACUAACUCGCUAAAGUAAGUUGGGACUCGCAGACAGCAUCAAUCCAGUGUUUUUCUGCACGAGUGGCCAUAGCAGGGGGCGCACAGACAUUGGACUAAGAGGACUUUCUUUCUCUGUGCUUGACUCUGCCUUGACUGGCCUCGCAGCUUUCCGGCUCCCUGAAAUGGCGCUGUUGUCCAGUGUGAACAGUCCAGUAUUUUCAUUAACCCUGUGCCUGCAGCAGACUCUGACUGAGGUGGCACGGUACCAUGCAAGCGGAGACUGCACUCAUGUAAUAUACAACAAAAUAAAGUGUUUUUAUCUGUCAUGA
Danio rerio (zebrafish) is the source of this 1274-nucleotide messenger RNA. RefSeq names its product ARF like GTPase 5A (gene arl5a). NCBI's taxonomy places the organism in Eukaryota, Metazoa, Chordata, Actinopteri, Cypriniformes, Danionidae. Gene Ontology annotation, biological process: protein localization to Golgi membrane. The record is from RefSeq and is marked provisional. Gene Ontology annotation, molecular function: GTPase activity; GTP binding.